This is a messenger RNA of Hevea brasiliensis (rubber tree), 3849 nucleotides long. RefSeq names its product homeobox-leucine zipper protein ANTHOCYANINLESS 2. Gene Ontology annotation, molecular function: DNA binding; DNA-binding transcription factor activity, RNA polymerase II-specific; lipid binding. The coding region runs from base 1007 to 3469 and encodes 820 amino acids. The transcript is spliced from 9 exons. The record is from RefSeq and is a predicted model, not a curated record. Gene Ontology annotation, biological process: regulation of DNA-templated transcription. NCBI's taxonomy places the organism in Eukaryota, Viridiplantae, Streptophyta, Magnoliopsida, Malpighiales, Euphorbiaceae.
AGGGAGGGAGAGAGAAAGAGAGAGAGGGAAAGAGAGAAUGAGUGUGCAGUGCACUGAGAAGAAGAGAGGAAAAAAAGGAAAGAAAGGCGAGAUUUUUGAAGCAAGGGAUGGAUAUGAAAAGCUGAGUUAAAAAGUGAAUCGCUUUUGUAUACGUGAUGAAAGGGUCAAAAAAGCCCUUUCAUUUUUUUUCAUUGUUAAAUUCACAGACUUUGAGACAGAAAAACAGAGUCAACCGACCCUUUUGGAGCUUUGUAUUUGUAAGGCUUCGAUAACUCCACCGAGGCACAUCGCCUUUUAUCUUCUCUUCUCUCCUCUUCAACCCUUCUAUUCUAUUUUCAUCUUCUCUCUCUCGCUUUUCCUUCUCUUUUUUCAUUUCUCUCUGCAAAUCUUUUGUUUUCUUCCUUUUAUCAUCUUUUCUCGCUAGUCUGCUUCUACACUUUCUAAGUUCAGUACACUCGAGGCUCUUCAACCAUGCAGCCAAGCAGAUAUAAUUAUACUUCUUCCGAGAACUAGGGUUCCUCCCUCCUUUUUUCUGUUCUUUCUUUAGGCUAGAGAGUGAUUAGUUUUUAGAGAGAGAGAGAGAGGGAUAGAGAACGAAGUGCUAAGCAGGAGUUUGAAGGGGUUUCGCUUGCCUUCUUUCUCUUUCUUUCUCUCUGGAAAAAAAAAAGUUUCUGUAGAGAGGAAGUUUGAGACAUUUGGACAUUUUUCCUUGUGUCUCCUCUACCUCUUUGCCUUUCUUUUCUUUCAUGUUUCCAAUAUUAAAAGAUUUGUAUUACCAAAUACCGUUUUUCAACUUUUAGACUAUUAUUUCUUGAUUUUCAAUUUUGGGUUGGCUUGUUUCGGUGCUGAUAUUCAUGGGUCUGAUUGAGAAAUGGAGCAAGUUUGUUGACGAUUGCCGUGUGAGAGAAGUGCUUGUAAAUUUUUAGAGAAUAAGAAGCAAAUCUAGACGGGAUAAGUGACAUACUGGGAGUAGAUAUUGGGGUAAAAAAAGGCUUUAAUCAAGUUCAUGAGUUUUGGGGGUUUCCUUGAAAAAGGUAGUCCUGGUGGUGGAGGUGCAAGAAUCGUGGCAGAUAUAGCAUACAGCAGCAGCAACAUGCCCACUGGUGCAAUAGCUCAGCCACGCCUUAUCCCUCCUUCGCUCACCAAGUCCAUGUUCAACUCCCCUGGACUCUCUCUAGCUCUCCAACAACCCAAUAUAGAUGGUCAAGGUGACGUAGCUAGAAUGGCCGAAAACUUUGAGUCAAGCGGUGGUCGGAGAAGCAGAGAAGAAGAACAUGAGAGCAGAUCUGGGAGUUAUAAUAUGGAUGGAGCUUCCGGUGAUGAUCAAGACGCCGCUGACAAUCGUCCAAGGAAGAAGAGAUAUCACCGACACACUCCACAGCAAAUUCAAGAACUGGAAGCCCUGUUCAAGGAGUGUCCUCAUCCUGACGAGAAACAAAGAUUGGAGCUUAGCAAAAGGCUUUGCUUGGAGACCAGGCAAGUCAAGUUCUGGUUUCAAAAUCGCCGAACCCAAAUGAAGACCCAAUUGGAACGCCACGAGAACUCAUUACUCAGGCAAGAGAACGACAAGCUUCGGGCAGAGAACAUGUCGAUUAGGGAUGCUAUGAGAAACCCAAUUUGUUCCAACUGCGGUGGUCCUGCAAUUAUCGGUGAUAUUUCACUCGAAGAGCAGCAUUUGACGAUUGAGAAUGCCCGCUUAAAAGAUGAACUGGAUCGUGUUUGCGCCCUUGCUGGCAAGUUCUUGGGUCGCCCCAUUUCUUUAUUGACUACUUCUAUUGGCCCUCCGAUGCCAAAUUCAAGCUUGGAGCUUGGUGUUGGUGGCAAUGGUUUUGGUUGUUUAAGCACUGUUGCCACAACGGCACCUUUGGGGCCUGAUUUUGGAGCUGGGAUUUCAAACGCGUUGCCUGUGGUGACCCAAACUAGACCACCAACAGCUGGCGUCACAGGCCUUGAUAGAUCACUUGAGAGAUCUAUGUUCCUGGAGCUGGCGUUGGCUGCCAUGGAUGAGUUGGUUAAGAUGGCACAGACUGAUGAGCCUCUUUGGUUCAGGAGCUUGGAGGGUGGUAGGGAAAUAUUGAACCAUGAAGAGUAUAUGAGAAUUUUCACUCCUUGCAUUGGGAUGAAACCUAGUGGGUUUGUUUCUGAGGCUUCCAGGGAAACUGGCAUGGUAAUCAUCAGCAGUUUGGCACUUGUAGAGACUCUGAUGGACUCGAAUCGAUGGGCAGAAAUGUUUCCUUGUAUGAUUGCUAGGACAUCUACCACUGAUGUCAUAUCCAUUGGAAUGGGGGGAACUAGAAAUGGCUCACUUCAGUUGAUGCAUGCUGAGCUCCAAGUUCUAUCUCCUUUGGUCCCCGUUCGGGAGGUCAAUUUCCUCCGGUUUUGCAAGCAGCACGCAGAGGGUGUGUGGGCUGUUGUUGAUGUGUCCAUUGACAGUGUCCGAGAAACUUCCGGUGCACCAACAUUUGUGAACUGCAGGAGACUUCCUUCUGGUUGUGUGGUUCAAGAUAUGCCUAACGGGUACUGCAAGGUUACAUGGGUUGAGCAUGCAGAAUAUGACGAGACUCAAAUCCACCAACUCUACCAGCCGUUGAUAAGUUCCGGUAUGGGCUUCGGCGCCCAGCGAUGGGUCGCCACCCUUCAACGCCAAAGCGAGUGUCUAGCCAUUCUCAUGUCCACUGUUCCCACCAGAGACCACACAGCGAUUACUUCGGGUGGGAGAAGAAGCAUGCUCAAGCUGGCUCAGAGAAUGACCGAUAACUUCUGUGCUGGGGUGUGCGCGUCAACGGUUCACAAAUGGAACAAGCUGAACGCAGGAAAUGUGGAUGAAGAUGUUAGGGUGAUGACUAGAAAGAGCGUGGAUGAUCCCGGCGAGCCACCGGGUAUUGUAUUGAGCGCUGCCACUUCAGUUUGGCUACCUGUUUCUCCUCAGAGACUAUUUGAUUUUCUGCGCGAUGAACGGCUGAGGAGUGAGUGGGACAUCCUAUCCAAUGGUGGACCCAUGCAGGAGAUGGCCCACAUUGCCAAGGGCCAGGAUCACGGCAACUGCGUCUCCCUUCUACGUGCUAGUGCCAUGAACGCGAACCAGAGCAGCAUGCUGAUCCUGCAGGAGACGUGCAUAGACGCAGCGGGUUCGCUUGUAGUGUACGCUCCCGUUGACAUUCCAGCCAUGCACGUGGUAAUGAACGGUGGAGAUUCUGCUUACGUAGCUCUCCUUCCAUCGGGAUUCGCUGUUGUCCCUGACGGUCCUGGCUCCCGUGGGUCCCCUACUACGCCUAAUGGCCCAACUGGUAAUAACGGUGGUGCUGGCGGCCAACACAGAGUGAGUGGGUCCCUUCUGACGGUGGCAUUCCAAAUUUUGGUGAAUAGUCUCCCUACGGCCAAGCUCACUGUAGAGUCGGUGGAGACAGUGAACAAUCUCAUCUCCUGCACUGUCCAAAAGAUCAAAGCAGCGCUUCAAUGUGAAAGCUGAUUCAUAAACCCAUGCCCGUAGUGUCGUUUCCGUUUUUAAUCCUUUUAACAUAAUCAUGUCUCUUUAUGCAUUAUUUAGUGUGUGAUUGGUGGUGGCGGUUGGCCUAAGUGUGUGAAAAAAAGAGUUUGAUGUGUGAGUGAGACUAAUAGUGAGUUUGUGGGUGUUGAGUCAAGAACGAACCUCGCGUGGAACUCCUUGCAUGGACGUUAAAAAGGGUAGGAAUUGUGUCUGUGACUCGUGUGCAUGCACAGUGCAAAAGAGCAAGGGUGGUGGUUCGGGUAUUGACUCAGGUCUACCCCUGAGUUUGGCUCGCAUUAGUAAAAGAAGAAAAAAUAAGUUCUAGAUCAUGGACUUCUUAUAAUCCAAAUCUCUUUUUCUUA